AAGACCUAUCGGCUGAUAAAAUAUUUAUCGAAAUAUUUUUAUCCGCCGCUGUGUACAUAUGUGACAAAUUAACCUUCUAUUUUGGCCUUAUUUAAUCAUAGUCACAUUUCGAUAUGCAUCUUCUAAGUACAGGCAAUCCUUACUAAUCCUAUCCACGCGAUUUUUAGAAAGUCAUUAUGGCGGAAUCGCCGAGUAUUUUGUCGACAGCGGCAGCUGUGUUGGCUACGUUAGGUACCACGGCAGUUGCGGGACUGCCGACCGCCGUCCGGCCGACGGGACCGCCUGUCGUACCGGGCACGUCCGCGAGCGGAUCCGUCCCAGCGCUCGCGACCUUGGAGUCCUCGGGCUCACUUUUGACAACACUGUUACACACCGCAGCCAGCGUAAAUGCCACUGAGGAGCUGGGAAAUGACACCACGACUGCCGCCCCGGUGUACACGAAGAUUUUCCUGCAGACGGCGGCGGCUCAGGGGAUUGCUGGCGCGUUCGCCUGGGCAGCAAUUCUUGUCACUUGCCAUCAGAUUUACAUGCAUUUGCGGCACUACACCUGCCCCGGGGAGCAGCGUUGGAUUGUGCGUAUCCUCUUCAUUGUUCCCAUCUACGCGUUUGAUUCCUGGUUGGGCCUUCUCUUCUUCAGCCAGGACCAUUACUAUGUCUAUUUUGACAGCGUCCGAGAUAUUUAUGAAGCUUUUGUUAUCUACAACUUUUUGAGCCUUUGCUAUGAGUAUCUGGGUGGCGAGAGCUCCAUCAUGUCCGAGAUACGAGGAAAAUGCAUCACGCCGACCAGCUGGUUCUGUUGUACCUGCUGUCUGCGUGGACGCACCUACUCCAUAGGCUUCCUACGUUUCUGCAAGCAGGCCACCCUUCAGUUCUGCUUCGUCAAGCCAGUCAUGGUGGUCAUCACGCUGGUACUGCUGCCGUUUGGCAAGUACUCGGACGGAAACUUCUCUGUUGUGGAUGGGUACCUGUACAUCACCAUCAUCUACAACAUCUCGGUCAGUCUGGCUCUCUAUGCCAUGUUCCUCUUCUACUUUGCCACACGAGACCUCCUCAGCUCCUUCAGACCUGUGCCAAAAUUCUUCAUGGUCAAAUCCAUCAUCUUUGUCUCUUUCUGGCAAGGUGUCCUGCUAGCCAUUCUGGAGUUGGGUGGAGCCAUCACGCCCCUGGAGGUGGAGGGAGGAGGGGAGACAGUCCAGGCGGGUACCGUUUCGGCCGGGUACCAGAACUUCCUGGUCUGCGUGGAGAUGUUCUUUGCAGCCAUUGGUCUCCAUCUGGCGUUCCCGUACUCCACCUACGAGCAGUGCACAUUGCUGUCAGACGGCCAGCCAGCUAGGCCAUCUACCAUGCAGAGUAUUUCCAGCAACCUGAAGGACACCGUCAACCCCAGGGACAUGUUCCAGGACACCAUCCACAACUUCUCCCCGGCCUACCAGACCUACAUGCAGCAAGGCACCACGGACGACAGUGAGACCACGGGCCGCCACAACGGCGCGGGCAACAAGGGCUUCAAAGGUAGCAUCAACUCCAAAGAGGGCGGGGGAAAGGGAGGGGGAGGAGGAGGGGGCGUCGGAGGCGGGAUCCGCCUACCCAAGCUCAGCAGCAAGUCCAGUCAGAACGAGAAGUCCGGGUUGCUGAGUUCGGACGACGAGUUUUGAUUCUGAUGAUGAGUUUUGGAUUCUGACGAGUUUUGCUUCCAAUCUGAGUUGCCUACUUUUUGUUGUGAUUCCUUGGCUGGUUUUCCACCAUUACCGGGACGCUCCAAAGCUCACACUGGUAUUUCACACAGGUUGAAUAAAAAAAGCAAAACCCAAA
This is a messenger RNA of Patiria miniata (bat star), 1812 nucleotides long. Its product is annotated as transmembrane protein 184B-like. The record is from RefSeq and is a predicted model, not a curated record. Lineage: Eukaryota; Metazoa; Echinodermata; Asteroidea; Valvatida; Asterinidae. Gene Ontology annotation, biological process: transport. Gene Ontology annotation, molecular function: transporter activity. The transcript is spliced from 7 exons. The coding region runs from base 177 to 1655 and encodes 492 amino acids.